CUUAGAUGUUUCUGCAGAACUGCUCAAUCUUUUGAGAUUCCUAGUAGAUUUUAUUCAUCGUCCAGGGAGGGCUUUCGAAGAUUCCGUCUUUGCUUUCUGAGAAGUUACUUUGAAAAGGUCAACGACCCUGACAUCAUGUCUACCAAGGCACUCAUUAUCUUUGCUGCAUUGAUCGCCGUUGCCAUGGCCUUCGAUUUCGACGAUGCCGAAGACGAUCUCGCCGCUGAUGUCGAGUUUAUGAAGAGAGACCCAUUCACACAGGACCUUCUGUUGGCGGAGAAAAGGGGGAGGAAUAUGAAGAAAUACAAAGCCUGUGCGAACGCCCCUGGCUGCUGGUGUACGAGGAGGAAAAACAGGGUUGUCUAUUGUGCCGGUGCUGGUGACGGAGGCGCCAUCUAAACACUACACUUGACACUUUGAACACCAGAAUGAAUACAAGACCAACGCUGAUG
This is a messenger RNA of Lytechinus variegatus (green sea urchin), 452 nucleotides long. RefSeq lists its product as uncharacterized. Lineage: Eukaryota; Metazoa; Echinodermata; Echinoidea; Temnopleuroida; Toxopneustidae. The record is from RefSeq and is a predicted model, not a curated record. The transcript has 4 exons. The coding region runs from base 136 to 399 and encodes 87 amino acids.